Messenger RNA from Torulaspora globosa, 381 nucleotides. RefSeq names its product RNA binding protein SNU13 (gene SNU13). Gene Ontology annotation, cellular component: nucleolus; precatalytic spliceosome; small-subunit processome. Bases 1 to 381 code for a protein of 126 amino acids. NCBI's taxonomy places the organism in Eukaryota, Fungi, Ascomycota, Saccharomycetes, Saccharomycetales, Saccharomycetaceae. The transcript has a single exon. Gene Ontology annotation, molecular function: RNA binding. Gene Ontology annotation, biological process: maturation of SSU-rRNA; mRNA splicing, via spliceosome; ribosome biogenesis. The record is from RefSeq and is a predicted model, not a curated record.
AUGUCAGCACCAAACCCAAAAGCAUUUCCUUUGGCCGAUGAGGCGUUGAGCCAACAAAUCUUGGACGUUGUUCAACAGGCUUCGAACUUGAGACAAUUGAAGAAGGGUGCAAAUGAGGCGACCAAGACUUUGAACCGUGGUAUCUCGGAAUUUAUCAUCAUGGCUGCUGACUGUGAGCCAAUUGAAAUUUUGUUGCACCUGCCAUUGUUGUGUGAGGACAAGAACGUUCCAUAUGUGUUUGUUCCUUCGAGAGUUGCCUUGGGCAGAGCUUGUGGUGUGUCGAGGCCUGUUAUUGCAGCUUCGAUUACCACCAACGAUGCUUCUUCGAUCAAGAACCAAAUUUACGCCGUUAAGGACAAGAUCGAGACCUUGUUGAUCUAG